UUUGAUUUCUUAUUUAACUGUUUCACCUUUACCCUUAUUUAAAUUGAAUUGUUUAAUUAUGUUUCGUCUCAUUGACAAGUUUAUUGUUAAGUUAAUAGAAUGGAUAAGAAACAUUUUGGUGUCUCUUUCUAUAGUGAACCUCCUAAGGGAAUAGUAAAAUUUGACAAAGUGAUUGAAUUGGUUAAUGAGAGACUUCAUAUUCUUAAAGUAUUGGUUUCCAAUAAGGAAGAUUAUUCAACAAUUAAGGGUAAUCCAAAUUACUAUACACUGUUAAAACAUAAUAUCUUUGACGCUGGUGGUUGUGAUGGUGACAAUUUCUUUAAAAUUUUAACAACUAAUUUCGGUUCCUGGUGAAGUAAAGAGGAAGCCUAUCAACGAGAUGAGGUCUCACAUUUUUUACUUCGAUUAUUUUAUUGUAAAGAUGAUCAAUCAACUCGAUGGUUUAUUGAUGUUGAAUGUGAAUUACUGAGAUUCCGUUUAAUGGAAGAAGGUGUUAGACAUCAGAUUACCAACUUUGUUCGUCUUCAUAAUCUUGUCGAAUAUCAAGAGUUUGAAUUGAAAGGAGACGUUGAAUAUUAUCGUUCCAGAUUUAAUUCAGCGAACAGGACAAAAGAUGAGAUUCUUUGUUAUAAUAGUUUGGUCUAUUAUCUUGAGCAAACGGCUGAUGACAUUGAAGAAGAUGAAUAUGGAAUCAAGUUUAUGAAAUAUACUCGAAGACCUAAGAUGAUGUUUAAAGUGAAAUUUGAAGAUGCCCUUGAGUAUAUUUCUAAUCGACGGGCUGCCCCUUGUGGUGGUUAUAUCUUAAUUCCUGGGAAUAGGAUGAUACCGAUUAUCUGUCAACGUUGGAAAGCCGAGAUGUACCGAUGCAUGAAAAUACUAAGAGAAACUCGAGGUGAGCAAAUGAUUGGAACCGAAAUGAUGCCAACGAUAUCGGAUUAUCAUGAUCGUAUUAUUGGAUCAAUAAAUUCGGUACGAAGAUAUUUACCCACUGGUGAAGGUAGAAUGACACCUUUAGAACUUGUUAAUGUCCUGAAAGAACAAUCAUUUCCACCCUGUAUGAGUCAUGUUCACAAUAGUUUAAUGCAAAAUCAUCAUUUGAAACACUUCGCUCGUCUUCAAUAUGCACUUUUCCUUAAAAGUUUGGGCUUUCGAUUACAAGAGACUAUGGAAUUAUUUCGACAACAAUUUAGCCAUCGGAUGACUGAUGCUCGAUUCGAUUCUAAGUAUGGUUACUUUUUCCGUUAUAUUUAUGGUACAGUUGGAAAAAAGCGUAGCCUAAGUUGCUACAGUUGUAAGAAAAUAAUCGACUCCAUCAGCACCGGACCACAAGAUUGUCAUGGUUGCCCUUUCAAGCAGUUUUCUUCCGACAAAUUGAUCGGCUUUCUGUCUCAACAAAAGCUACCUGAAAACGGAAUCACCUCGAUAAUUAGUAAAUCAGGUGAACGCGAAUACCGGUCAGCCUGUACAACCUUUUUCCACCUAAAGAAUCCCAAUUCUGAUCUAAAGGAGAUAAUCUAUCAUCCAACUCAAUUUUUCCAGGCGAGUCGAAAGGCGAUCGCUAGAAGAUCAAUCCAAUGAAAUCACCACAAAAAUCAUCCAAAAUGAACGAUAAUUAUUUUCAUGACAAUUCUAAAAAAUGAUCAACAGUUUUUUGUUCUCGAAAAAGUUUUUCCAUUAUAACUUUCUAACCAAUUGAUUUUAAGGGAAAGCAAAUUAUUCAAUCGUUGACAUGGAAAAACAAAGAGAACAGAAAAUUAUUUCUUAUGAACAAAUAAUAUUCAUGAGAAAUUGUAAUAAAAGAAAACAGAAAAUUAUUA
This is a messenger RNA of Panonychus citri (citrus red mite), 1817 nucleotides long. RefSeq lists its product as uncharacterized. Gene Ontology annotation, biological process: DNA replication, synthesis of primer. Lineage: Eukaryota; Metazoa; Arthropoda; Arachnida; Trombidiformes; Tetranychidae. The record is from RefSeq and is a predicted model, not a curated record. Gene Ontology annotation, cellular component: alpha DNA polymerase:primase complex.